Molecule: messenger RNA, 2428 nt
Organism: Elgaria multicarinata webbii
Lineage: Eukaryota; Metazoa; Chordata; Lepidosauria; Squamata; Anguidae
Gene: MIEN1
Product: migration and invasion enhancer 1
Exons: 4
Coding region: 123-461 (112 amino acids)
Biological process (GO): negative regulation of apoptotic process; positive regulation of filopodium assembly
Cellular component (GO): cytosol
Source: RefSeq, a predicted model, not a curated record
UUCGCCUGCACGUGACGUCGCAGGCAACGGAAAUCCGUCUCCCUUCUCGACGUCGCGGCCGGGCUGAGUGAAUGCUGGAUAAUAAUAAGGACCUGGGGAGGGACUGACUGAAAGGUGGCGCGAUGAGCGACGGGUCUGGGGAGCCGGCCGCGGAGGCCCCGCCCACUACCGGAAGGGGGGUCCGAAUCAUGGUGGAAUACUGCAAGCCUUGUGGCUUUGAGUCUGCCUACCUAGAGCUGGCAAGUGCAGUAAAAGAAGAAUAUCCUGACGUGGAGAUUGAAUCCCGGCUUGGAGGGACAGGUACUUUUGAAAUAGAGAUAAAUGGGCAGCUGGUCUUCUCCAAACUCGAGAAUGGAGGAUUUCCGUAUGAGAAAGAUCUUAUUGAAGCCAUCCGGAAGGCGUGCAAUGGGGAGCCACUUGAGAAGAUCACCAAGAGCCGACCGCCUUGUGUCAUCCUUUAGUCUCUCUCUCCGGUCUCUGUCUUUCAAUCCCCCACCUGCCACCCCUUAAUUCUAGCCAUCCUUGCCUCCACCUGACUCCAGGUUUAAUUACCUUGCUAAGUGGGGAUUCAAGAGGGAUGACAAGACAAUUUGAGUUGCCUUUCUGCAAAGAGCCUUCUAAGCAAGAACUUGAGCCACUUCAUGGAAGUAAGGAGAACAGGGCACUUGCUACAUACAUUCAGUCAGUCAACCUUUCUCCAGAAGGUGAAUCCACUCCAGAGACUAGCAUGGAUUUUAAUUUGACUCCUGCAUUUCUCUGUCCUCAUCUGUCCUCACAAGAGUGAUGCCUUAUUUCCUCCCCCAUCUCUUUUCAGAGUUGGUGUCUUUGGUGUUUCAUUCUGGGACUUCAGCUAUUACUUUCUUCUCCUACCCCCUGACACUUCUUUUACCAGGAGCCAGAAUAAGCUAGCCCUUAGUAUGAGGUCUGAACUGUUGGAGUAAUGCUUGUUAAAAAGGCUGGACACCAUCCCUGAGUAGAUAGAAUUGAUACUACGGAGGAAGUUCUGAAGGACCACACACCCCUCCAACCUACUCUUGGGGACCAGUAUUCUUAAACUAGUGCUCCAGAGUAGAGAACUCUCACUGUCCAAAUAAUGUGAGUGAAAAUUUCCCACAGCAACACUGCAGGUAUAUUUCCCAUCCAUGUCCCAAAUGCGGCUUGAAGUGUAACUUCAAUGAAGGUCUUUAAUUUUUCAUUGUUCCGGCCUUGUUUUGCAGGUUAUUGUCACAGCAGCUGUAGGGGCAGGAAAAGGCACCAGCAAAGGCCAGGACUUUCAAGGGACCAUCCCUUAAGGCAACUUUCCCCAACCUGCUGCCUUCCAGAUAUUUUGGACAACUCCUCCCAGGAUUCCUGACUAUUGGCUAUGCUGAAGUCCACAAUGUCUGGAAGGCACCAGGUUGGCGAAGGCUGUCAGACCAGACCAGAAUGUUUAGGCAAAGGAGAGGAUGGAGCUUAACACAAAGCUUUUUCCAGGCCUGUUAGCAAUCCAACAGUCAGACAUUGGGACUUCUGUGCUCCAUAAAAUGCCCUUACCAUUUUUUAAAGACCUGCAUGAAACCUAGAGCAGUUCAGAAUAGGCCAGUGAUUUAGGAAGAACGUUAUUCUUCAAAGCCAUUUUGUUGAUGAUAACAUGUGAUGCAUAUCUAAACUGCAGGUACUUAAGCCAUAUCUUUCUGAAUUGUAGACAUUAUCCAGCCAAACACUAAGCAUUUUAAAGUCCCAUUGAUUUAAAGAGUAAAGUAUGUGCUUAAUUUUUCCAGGGCAAUUAUGGAACUUCAAGUGUUUAAGGUUUAAUUCAGGCUGGAUUGCAUGCACGCAUCCUUUAAAAGUAACAACUGCGCUCUUUAGGAUAUCAUCCUUAGACUGAACAGCAGACCCACCUCUCUUCCUUUCUGUUACAUUAGUAGAGCCUUCCCCAUGUGUUGGACUUCAAACUCCAUCACCCAGAUCCAGCAGGCAUUUGGAGGGCACCAGGUUGGUGAAGGCUGACGUGACCUCGCUGUGCUGUUACAUUUCUGCAUGUCACACAUUUUGUUUUACUAGAGGGGAAAGGGGGGGGGGAGAGAGGAGACAAGGGAGGGGUGGCUGUGUAAUGACAGUCCUACAUAAUACAUUGCAUCUAGUUAAAAGCUGACAUGCUUAAUUCUUCUUUUAUGCCUCCACCGUUUCAAAACAUGUGGGCUUUAUCAUCAUUUUCACUUCUUUAUCUGUCAGUUGGUGACUCUGACACAUCUGCCACAGUUGAAGUGCUAAAAGAAAGUCUUAAGUGCUGCUGCUAACUGGUACGGAGACGCGGGCCCCUUGCAGGAGCUGGAAGUUGGGAGUCAGAGCCAAUAGUGCUCCUACUCCCCAUUGUCUUACUUUAUGUGUUGGCAACGUUGAUGAAUCCACUUGGUUAAUUCAGUUUGUAUAAAGAAGGAAGAAGUUC